Messenger RNA from Diaporthe amygdali, 939 nucleotides. RefSeq lists its product as uncharacterized. The transcript has 4 exons. Gene Ontology annotation, molecular function: RNA binding. The record is from RefSeq and is a predicted model, not a curated record. Gene Ontology annotation, biological process: mRNA processing; regulation of mRNA splicing, via spliceosome. NCBI's taxonomy places the organism in Eukaryota, Fungi, Ascomycota, Sordariomycetes, Diaporthales, Diaporthaceae. Bases 1 to 939 code for a protein of 312 amino acids. Gene Ontology annotation, cellular component: spliceosomal complex.
AUGGCGACAGGAGUGGAUGCGAAGCUCCUCAAGAGCACCAAAUUCCCUCCAGAGUUCAGCCAGAAAGUUGACAUGACCAAGGUCAACCUGCAGGUCAUGAAGAAAUGGAUUGCGGGCAAGAUCUCGGAGAUCUUGGGCAGUGAAGACGACGUGGUUAUUGAGCUUUGCUUUAAUCUCAUUGAGGGGUCUCGAUACCCCGACAUCAAGUCUCUCCAGAUUCAGCUGACCGGCUUUCUCGACAAAGACACGGCGCCUUUCUGCAAAGAAUCGAGGCCGACAAGGCUGCUGAAGAAGCCCGCAAAAGACGUGAGGAGCUCGAAUCUCGCCGUGGCCGAGGAGGGGGUCGCGUCGACAGCUACCGUGGUGGGCGGGGCGACCGAGACACAUACCGUGGCGGUGGACGUGGUUUUGGGCGAGGACGCAGUUCUUCAAGAUCUCCGCCACCGUCCAGGCGAGGAGGUCGCGAUAAUUACCGCGGACCCACCCGAGGUCGCGACUCAUACGUGCCUGGCGAUCGACGCCCUACACGACGACGAUCGCCCUCGAAGGACUCCCCGCCGCCCCGUUCUCGCUCCCGCUCAUCAAGUGCACACGGCAGUCGAAGAUCGAGAAGACGUAACUCUUCGUCCCCUGAACAUGACAUACGCAAAAGAUCGAGGUCUCCACUGCCACGAGAGAACAAUUACCGCCCUCGCAGGCGGUCACCUUCCUCAGAUAGGAACUCGCCUGCGCCCAAGCGUCGGCGUUACUCCUCGUCUCGGAGUCGAUCACCUGCCAGGCGGAGGCGCGGCAGGUCACUGUCAUCGUCCGGCUCGGACAGACGGUCCUUGUCACCUUCACGAAGCCCACCACGCAGGAGACGUCACAGAGACAGCCGGAGCCGGAGUGGUUCUCCUGGUGGUGCUCGUCGAGUCCGCGGUCGGGGAAGACGCGAGCUAA